UCCGUACCCACGUGUAGCUGCCGCGUGCGCGCGCAUGUAUUCGCGUUUAUCCCCUCUUCCCCUGCCCACCGCAAUCCUUUUCUAGGACGAGGUACCGAAAACUCUACCAUCUCGAACAAGGUACUGAAACCCUUAGAGGCGGGGGUCGGAUCCUGAAGCGAUGACAAAGCGCCGCUGCCGGCCGGCGCCCCGCGGCUCCGGCGGAAAAUCGCCGAAGGGCCUCUCCCAGGAUGGCACGAGCGCGCAGCCCCGCCGGGAUGCCGAGCUGAGGAAGCAGCGGCAAGAGGAGCUUCGCGAGAAGCAGCGCGCGGCCCGUGAGCAAGAGAAAGUCCGGCGGCGCAGCCUGGAGAGCCUGCAGCGCGAGGCACUGCGGCGGCAGCGCGAGCACGAGCAGCGCGAGCACGACCUCCGCGCCUUAGAGCAGCAGCAGUAUCUGCAGCUGGAGCGCGAGGCCUCCCGCAAGGCCUAUUACCGCGAGUUUAAGAAGGUAGUGGAUGCGGCCGACGUGGUGCUGGAGGUGCUGGACGCCCGCGAUCCCCAGAGCUGUCGCUGCCCGCAGGUAGAGCAGGCCGUCCUGCAGGCGCGUGGCAGCAAGAAGCUGGUGCUCGUGCUCAACAAGAUCGACCUGGUGCCCCGGCAGCUGGUGGAGAAGUGGCUGGCCUACCUGCGCAACGAAUUCCCCACGGUGGCCUUCAAGGCGUGCACGCAGCAGCAGCAGCGCCACCUGCAACAGAGCCGGGUCCCCGCCCGGCAGGCCUCGGCCGGGCUGCUGAGCAGCGGCGCCUGUGUGGGCGCUGACUGCCUGCUCAAGGUUCUGGGUAAUUACUGCCGCAGCCAGGACCUGCGCACGGCCAUCCGAGUGGGCGUCGUGGGCUUCCCCAAUGUGGGCAAGAGCAGCCUCAUCAACAGUCUCAAGAGGGCGCGGGCCUGCAGCGUGGGUGCCACCCCCGGGGUCACCCGGUGCCUGCAGGAGGUCCACUUGGACAAGUAUGUCACGCUGCUGGACUGCCCGGGGCUCGUGCUGUCCGCCCCCAGCUCGGACAGCGCGCUCGUGCUGCGCAAUUGCAUCAAAGUAGAGCAGCUGGCGGACCCUGUGACCCCCGUAGAGGCCAUUCUGCGCCGCUGCAGCCACGAUCGCCUCUCACGCCACUAUGGCGUGGCCGACUUUACGACCCCCACCGAGUUCCUGGCACUCCUGGCGCAGAGGCUGGGCCGGCUGAAGAAGGGAGGGACCCCUGACCGCGAGAGCGCGGCCAGGGCCGUGCUGACCGACUGGAUGAACGGCAGGAUCAGCUACUACACACACCCGCCGGAAACGCACCAGCUCCCCUCGCACAUCAGCGCCGAGAUCGUGUCCGAGAUGGGCAAAGCCUUUGACUUCGAGGCUCUGGAGCAGGGCAAUAUGGAAGCCUUGGCCAGCAUGCCCUCGCAGUCCAACGACCUUGGCCAAAAGCCUUUGGACCCUCCCAGUGAAAGGGAAGAAGAGAUGCAGGAGGAGGAGGAGGAGGAGUUCUGGGAUGCCAAAGAAGAUCUGGAAUCUGGCAUGGAUGAAGACAAAGAUCCCGAGUUUGGGGCCAUCACUGUGGAGCCCAAGGACGGCAAGAGCAAGAAGCCUGCGGAGACUGGGCCGAAACCACCCCCCACCCCCCGACUGGAGGAAAUCUGGGCCCUGGAUCCUCUCCAUCAGGGCCAGGGCCUGGCCGCAGCCUGCAAGAAGAGGAAGAAGAUGCAGAAGAGAGCAAAUAAGCUUGCCACCAAGCUGUCUGACAGCUUCGUGGCGGCCUUGGACCUAAGCAUGACAGACGCCUGAAGCAGGCCUCGGCACCCAGCCCCGGGACAAAAGGGAGAAGCCCCUUCAGCGAAAAUGACACUUUGGGUGUCCGAAGUGCUUACUCCCCAGGGACAGCCCUUGUCCCCUAGCCGGUGCUUGCCCCAGAAGAGUGGUCCACGAAGGGCAGGCUGAUUUAAAAAGAAAUCGGAGCCAAGAGUUCAGGGAGGUCCUGAUAUGUGAGGGGGAUUCAUCUCGGCUUUGGGAUAUGGGGUCUGAUCCAGGCCUCUGUGGGAAAAACCACCACCACCACUAAUGAGUGAGCAUUGGGGAGAAAAUCUACAGGUAACCAUGCAGGGAAGUAGAGGGAAUGUUUCCAAGAGCAGCUGCAAGGUGCAAUGAGGUGUGUAGGUCUCAUUAAAUGAUUGGCUCCAGUUUUCUGUGCUUGUGUUUACUAGAAAGUGAAGCAUCAUUUUACUACAAGUUGGGCCCAGGGGUUGGGGGAACCUUGAAUGUUAUAUAAAAUACAGCUACUAAAAACAUUAGCAAAA
This is a messenger RNA of Antechinus flavipes (yellow-footed antechinus), 2319 nucleotides long. It is a transcript of the gene GNL3L, whose product is annotated as G protein nucleolar 3 like. The record is from RefSeq and is a predicted model, not a curated record. The transcript has a single exon. Gene Ontology annotation, cellular component: nucleolus. Gene Ontology annotation, molecular function: GTP binding. Bases 161 to 1810 code for a protein of 549 amino acids. Lineage: Eukaryota; Metazoa; Chordata; Mammalia; Dasyuromorphia; Dasyuridae.